Myotis davidii is the source of this 2430-nucleotide messenger RNA. RefSeq names its product URI1 prefoldin-like chaperone (gene URI1). Gene Ontology annotation, molecular function: chromatin binding; transcription corepressor activity; phosphatase inhibitor activity. Gene Ontology annotation, biological process: negative regulation of phosphatase activity; negative regulation of transcription by RNA polymerase II. Lineage: Eukaryota; Metazoa; Chordata; Mammalia; Chiroptera; Vespertilionidae. The coding region runs from base 561 to 1895 and encodes 444 amino acids. The transcript is spliced from 11 exons. The record is from RefSeq and is a predicted model, not a curated record.
UUCAUGUGGCUUUGUAUUGAGCCUUUUGGCUUUUAUUCCUUAGUUUCUUUGUCUCUAAAAUGGUGCUACAGCAUUUGAAAUUAUUAUUUAAGAUGUUUAUUAAUGGGCCAUGUAAAAGCAAGUGAUUAAUAAUCUUUGGAAACAGUGUUGCUUUUCAAUCGCUAUGUAAGUGUCUUCCCCUUUAUUGGCUAGUGUUCUUACUGGUGUUCGGAGCAUUGUGGGACUCUGCGGAAAUACCGCGGAGGGAAACAAACAACUUUUGUCAUUAAUUUUACUGUUUUCCUAUUAUAGGCUCAACUGCCUAUGAGGUGCUUACACUUUUAUCAUAAUUCACAGGGGGAACGAAUGGGCUGUUCAGAGCAUCUCUUUAUCCCAAGUAUUUCCCUUUGAAAAUGUAGUAGAAAGAUAUCACUGAACUCAUUUUUAAUGCGUCAGAAUAAAAAUCACAGGUGGUCACCGGCUGCCGAGAGCGGAUCCAGCACUGGCAGCAGGUGGAGGACGACUACAGCGCCCUGCAGGAGCGGCUCAGCACCCUGCCCGAGAAGCUGUCCUACAGCAUCAUGGUACCAUUUGGCCCUUUUGCCUUCAUGCCAGGAAAACUCGUCCAUACUAAUGAAGUCACUGUUUUACUGGGGGACAAUUGGUUUGCCAAGUGUUCCGCAAAGCAGGCUGUGGGCUUAGUCGAGCACCGGAAAGGACAUGUAAGAAAAACAAUAGAUGAUUUAAAAAAAGUGAUGACAAAUUUUGAAUCCAGAGUUGAAUUUACAGAAGAUUUGCAGAAAAUGAGUGAUGCUGCAGGUGAUAUUGUUGACAUAAGAGAAGAGAUUAAAAGUGACUUCGAAUUUAAAGCAAAACACCGAAUUGCUCAUAAACCUCACUCCAAGCCCAAAACUUCAAAUAGUUUUGAAGCGGAUUUUGCAAAUGUUGACUCCAAGGAUCUGCUCGCGGACCAGGAGCUGUGGGCUCGGCUGGAAGAGCUGGAGCAACAGGAGGAGCUGCUGGGCGAACUUGAGAGCCAGCCUCCCACUGUGAUUACAAACGGAGAAGACACAGCGUCUUCCGAAGAGGAGCAGGAAGACGCCAGCGCACGUGUGAACGGACGUGUGAACGGACACGUGAACGGGACGCAUCCAGCGGCUGAGGCCGCGGCUCCAAGCUGUCGGCCCGCGGACGACAUCGUUGGGGAGCUGCUCCGCAGGCCGAGCUGCGCUGUGAACGGCUCUCGUUGCCCCCUCGGUGAUGAGGCUGAGGAUGGUGACGACGACGAUUCUCUUGGGUCAGGGGCCAGUUCUGUACCAGCCAUAUACUUUUCUCACACCGUCGAACCCAAGCGGGUCCGAAUCAACACUGGGAAAAACACCACCUUAAAGUUCAGUGAGAAGAAGGAAGAAGCCAAACGGAAGCGAAGGAACAGCUGUGGUGGCCACCCGGCCCCGGAGCUGCCCACCAUCAGGACCCCUGCGGACAUCUACAGGGUCUUCGUGGACCUGGUGAACGGGGCGUACGUCCCUCGGAAGUCCAUCCUGAAGUCGCGCAGCCGCGAGGACAGCGUGUGCAGCGACACCAGCGAGGGCAGCGCCGACUGCGAGGAGCGCCGCGGGCUCCUUCGGAGCGUCAGCUGCGAGGACGCCCUGGGCAGCGACGCCGGCGAGAGCAUUCUGGAGGAGGAGCCGGAGCCGCUUCCAGGGACGCUCUCGCCCGCGCCCGGGACGCUCGAGGCUUUUUCUGGAACUGUAAUAGAGAAAGAAUUGUCGCCCAGCCUCGCCCCGCACCCGGCCACGGCCCACCCUGUGCUGCCCACGAUCCCUGAGCGGAGAGAAGUCCUGUCAGAAGGGCCGGAGGUCCCCAAGCGGGUGUCCAAGUUCAAAGCCGCCAGGCUGCAGCAGAGGACCUAGGCUGCCAGGCAACCUCGUGCUGCAUCGUCUAGAGUUCGUACCGCUGAUGGCUCCUCGGAGAGUGGAAGGAGGUGUCCUCAGUUAAUUUGGAAGCGGAUUCUCCUCCUCGUCGGUGGAGAUGCGGAUCCGAGUGAGCCCAGGACUUCCCAGUCUGCUUGCUCGUCGUCCUCCGGCACCGGCGACACCGCUGCUGCCUCCGAUGCCACGGCUCUCGGAUCGCUUCUCAGAGAGGUUGUUCCUGGGCGUGGUUGGUGUUUCGAACUAAACGCCGGCAGAUCCGUGCCAGCUGUGACGUGCACACCGCAUGGACCAUGUAGAGGAACGUAAGAUUCAGACCCAGCAGUUCUGUUCCUGCUUCAGCCUUUGAAAGGCCCUUUAAGAAACCUUCUGGCGGGUUCUGCAGCGAGGUGCCCUUUAACCCCGGGACUGCCGCUGUCCUCAGCAGAAGCUCCCGUGGCCUGUGGGCAGGUUUCUUGGGAUUUUGUAAAACUUUUUUUUUUUUAAGUAAAAAUUUUAUGAAACUUGGUCUCGAAAA